AUGGCGAGUUCAAAUCCGCAGAAUGUUAUUCGCAGGAAACUUGUCAUCAUAGGUGAUGGAGCAUGUGGCAAGACCUCUUUGCUGAGUGUCUUCACUUUGGGGUACUUCCCAACUCACUAUAUUCCAACCGUCUUCGAGAACUAUGUCACAGAUUGCAGAGUAGACGGCAAGUCCGUACAACUCGCGUUAUGGGAUACGGCCGGACAAGAAGAUUACGAACGGCUACGGCCGCUCGCCUACUCGAAAGCACACGUGCUGCUGAUCGGUUUCUCGAUCGACACGCCAGAUUCUCUUGACAACGUCAAGCACAAGUGGAUAGAAGAAGCAACCGAACGAUGUCCCAGCGUCCCGAUCAUAUUGGUGGGUCUGAAAAAGGAUCUGCGAGACGACCCCGUGGCCGUCGAGGAGAUGCGGAAGAAGAGCCUCAAAUUCGUGACGGAGCGGCAGGGCGAGGCGGCGGCGGCCGAGAUAGGGGCGCGCAAGUACCUUGAGUGUUCCAGUCUGAGCGGCGAGGGCGUCGACGACGUGUUCGAGGCCGCCACGAGAGCCGCACUCCUCACAUUCGAGAAAGGCGAGGGCAACGGCUGCUGUGUCAUACUAUGA
Anthostomella pinea is the source of this 603-nucleotide messenger RNA. Lineage: Eukaryota; Fungi; Ascomycota; Sordariomycetes; Xylariales; Xylariaceae. The record is from the annotation of a GenBank genome assembly.